AUGGAUCUGUGGGAUUAGAUAGCACAACCGGGCAUUGAUACAGUCCGAGCCAUCUUAUGCAAGUCUAGACCAAUGCACGACACCAGAUAUAGAAGAACAUCACGGUUUUCCAUAUUUUCCUACCUUUCAAAAGAUGAGCAUUUUACGGUCUUUACGGAGAUUAUCAGGAACUCACCUUAUAUCCAAUCAAGUAUCUGAUUAAAAGCGCACCGGCUCCGUCAUGCCAUGUGAUCUCUUGCUUCUUGAUCUCUUUAAAAGGGGUUGAUGAUGUCCUACCGUCGUCACUUCACCAUCAACCUUCCAGAUUAAAAAGUCGAAACAAGUUGAAACAACGAUGGCUGCUCCGGGUGAAUCUUAUAACGCAGCUUUCCCAUCACAGCCCAAACCUUACCUCUCGCACGGUUUACCCUUCGACAAGGCCUGUGCACACCACGCCGAGAAUACCUUCCACGCCUCGCGCAUCUACAUUGUUGUGUCCAGGUCUAUCAGCAAGACAGACGCUUUCACAACCCUCCAGACAGCGCUCGGUGACAAGAUUGUCGGCGUUCGUUAUGGAAUCCUUCCACACACUCCGUGGGAGGACAUAUUCGCUCUCGCCGAGGAUUUAAAGGCCAAGAACCCAGACCUCAUCAUUACCUUGGGCGCUGGAUCCAUCACCGACGGCGUCAAGCUCGCGCGCUUCUUUCUGGCAAACAAUGUGUCGGAUCUGUCGGGCGUCGAUGCGCUCUGGGCAAAGUGCAAGGCGGAUCUUAGAAACAUGCACAACUCUCCCCCGGAUGUAGAACCGGCCACGAUCCCAGUCAUCAACGUGCCGACCACCCUGUCCGGCGGCGAGUACACUCCCGCCGCCGCGGGCACCGACAUGAAGACCUUUGAGAAGCGGAACCUCCUCCACGCCUCCAUGACCGCGGACCUCGUCGUGCUCGACCCCGCGCUGACCGUGUCGACGCCGGCGCGCUUCUGGCUGUCGACCGGCAUGCGCGGCGUCGACCACUGCGUCGAGGGCAUGUACGGCAACCUCGCCACCGCCACCCCGGCGCAGACGGCGGCGCUGGCCCGCGCCCUGCAGCAACUGCUCGCCGGCCUGCUGCGCACGAAGGAGCAGUGGGACGACCGCGACGCCCGCCUGCAGACGCAGCUCGCGGUCCGCACGGGCGUCACGAGCCUCGCCAACGGCAUGGGCGCCAGCCACGGCAUCGGCCACCAGCUCGGCCCGCUGGGCGUCGGCCACGGCGAGACGAGCUGCGUCGUGCUGCCGUGCGUCAUGCGGUACAACUGGGCGCACGGCGACGAGACGGUGCGCGGCGCGCUGCGGCGGGCGGCGGCGGCGUUCUGGGACGAGGCUGCUGUCGUCAGGGCGCUGGGGCUCGAGGAUGCUGAGAGGGAGGAGGUGAACCCCGGGGAUCUGGUGGCGAGGUUUGUCGGCAAGCUGGGCUUGCCUCAGAGCUUGGGUGCUUUCAAGAUUGGUAGCGAGAGGUUCGGUGGGUUGGCGGAUAACUCGCUGACGGAUCCGUGUACCAUGGUAAACCCGGUGAAGCUGGAUAAGGAGGGUAUCGUUGAGAUAUUGAAGAUGGCGGCGUAGGUGGGUAGGUGGAGGAAGAAAAGAGUGAGCUGCAUGUGGUGAUGUGUGGCUUUGUAGUUAGCUGGGUAGGCACCUGCGCAAGUAGGCAUUCAGGGGUAGACUUCCUACUUGGUAGUAACGUAGGUAGGCCGUUGUAGCACUCAUUUGGAAGGAAGUUAAAUGCUAUUCGAUUUGAUCGGACAUUUGCCUUCGCAUAGAGUCCUGGUCUUUUCUUUGUACCAAGGGCGAUGAGAUUUUUAUCGACCAUCGUGAUCACGGGCUCCUGCCAGCGUAAAUACUAGGUAGGGGGCAUGGAUGUGCCUCUUUAUUUCCUACCUAGGAUAUGUGCAUCUCAUUCUAAGAGACUCGACACGAAUAUGAUGGAUGCAUAUUCAUGAUCAUCAUCUUAAACAUCUCUUCAGCAGGAAUGACUCUAACGGAUAGGGGGUCCCCGCUACGGUGCCUAACUAUUGUAUACUGAGUCCCUACUAGGCGGGUGGUGGAGUGGAAGAUCAUUGUGAUGUUAUCUGAAGUUUUACUCUACGACCGUGAUGAGAUCUCACAUCUCUGUCUAUGAUUCGGUAACGAAUUGGAAGCUAAAUGAAC
This is a messenger RNA of Hypoxylon fragiforme, 2167 nucleotides long. RefSeq names its product Dehydroquinate synthase-like protein. The record is from RefSeq and is a predicted model, not a curated record. Gene Ontology annotation, cellular component: mitochondrion. The coding region runs from base 335 to 1582 and encodes 415 amino acids. The transcript has a single exon. NCBI's taxonomy places the organism in Eukaryota, Fungi, Ascomycota, Sordariomycetes, Xylariales, Hypoxylaceae. Gene Ontology annotation, molecular function: alcohol dehydrogenase (NAD+) activity; metal ion binding.